Poecilia reticulata (guppy) is the source of this 1847-nucleotide messenger RNA. RefSeq names its product sodium channel, voltage-gated, type III, beta (gene scn3b). The record is from RefSeq and is a predicted model, not a curated record. Gene Ontology annotation, cellular component: voltage-gated sodium channel complex. Gene Ontology annotation, biological process: regulation of sodium ion transmembrane transporter activity; sodium ion transport; ventricular cardiac muscle cell action potential. Gene Ontology annotation, molecular function: transmembrane transporter binding; sodium channel inhibitor activity. Lineage: Eukaryota; Metazoa; Chordata; Actinopteri; Cyprinodontiformes; Poeciliidae.
AAAAAAAAAAAAAAAAUCAGUUCCCCGCACUUCUGCAGAGCGUCACUUGACUUGUCGCGCCUCGCGUCGCUUCUUUCAGCAGGUGGGUUUUCACUCGUGGGGCAGAGAGAAGUUUCCUGCGCUCGGGGCGGCCGAGGAGAGGCGCUGUCUGUGGUCCUGAACUCGCAUAUCUCACCCAGGAGUUGGCCUUGAAGACAACUUCAAAACGGGGCUGGAGUUGCAGCAGCGGUUGUCCCACCAGCAGCUCCUCCUCCUCAUAGGGCUGAAUAUGCCAACUCUGCACCGAGUUCAACAGCAAACGUUGCUUCUGUUGUUGUUCGUCGUCCACUUGAGCAGGCCAGUAUGUGUCGAUGUGGCGUCCGACACCGACGCAGUGCUGGGAGGCUCCAUGAAGCUGACAUGCAUCUCCUGUUUGAAGAGGGAGGAACUCAAACCAAACACAAGUGUGAAUUGGUAUUUCACGUCAAGUGAAAACACCACAUAUGACAGAAUUCAUAUUUUUGAAAUUAACAAAGGAGGCCUGGAUGGACCCUUUAGAGACCGUCUGGUCUGGAAUGGUAGCAAAGACCUGCAAGACGUCUCCCUUUUGAUCCUAAAUGUCUCAAAGAGCGACCGUGGUACUUAUGAGUGCCACGUUAAUCGCACUUUUGACUUUGGGGUCUAUACACCAUCGACACAGACAGUAAAGAACAUCACACUGACCGUGAAAGAAAAAGCCUCCAAUGACACCACCGCAAUCUACUCUGAGAUCAUGAUGUAUGUCCUGCUGGUGUUCUUGACCUUGUGGCUGCUGGUGGAAAUGGUCUACUGCUACAGGAAGAUCUCGAAGUCUGAUGAGCAAGCGCAGGACACGGCGACAAACUACCUAGCCGUUCCGUCUGAGCAGAAAGACAAUCCAGUCGCUCCAGUUACCGAAUAAAAGCGCUUUUCAGUGACACGAUAUUAACCACUCAGGAUGAUGGCACAGACAGCACAAUCCCGUCGGUGCCACCAUGAAGAGGUUUCUCUCAGACGGCGACGUGAAUCCCGCCAGCCAACCUUCCCUGUGUAUCCACUGUGUCUUAUAACAGAAAAGUGCUACAUAUAUAUUUUUUCCCCUUUCCCUCUUCUUUAUGAAAGCUCUGACAUCAAGUGCUUUUACUAAUGCAGUAGUUCAGAGGGUAAAACUGUCCUGCACCUAUUAUCCGAUCAAUAUAGCCAUACUGUAGACUAUAAGGACCUGCUGAUGCGUUGAUGUACCACCCAUUUCCAAACAGCUAGUGUUGUGAGUUUUGUACCUCGACAUUUAAUGCUUGACCUAAGGAGAGAGUCUGCUGUUUUAAAGGCUCUUAAACUUGCUCUGCCAUGUUUAUUUUUCUAACCUUUUUUAUAGACCUUGUUGUGAUUUUUCAGGUCACAGAGUUCUUUGUACUGGCCAGAAGUCUUUCUAUGACGGUCGAACUGAAAAGCUUUUACACUCGUACGUGUCUGUGUACUCUCUGCUUUCCGUUAAAUGCUUAUAAACAUGACAUUCUGUAAGAAAAAGACUGUCUAUUCAGCUGAAUUUUAUUUGAAGGUUUUUACUCGCCGCUGUAUAAAUCUUUAAUCCGCAUUCGGCUCUGAUGUCAGCGUAUGCUCAAGGUCAAGUGGUACUGCACUUAGUGCUCUUAAAUGUAUUCUUGAAGCUUUGACUGUUCCUGAGUGUUGCUAUCGAGACCCGGUGUGUGCCUCCUUCAACGAUACCAAACUGUAGAAACAUCUCUGACUUGAUUCCAUCAUGUUCGGCCAUUUUCGUUCUGUUGCAAAUACAAUAAUUCAUCUGUGAAUUUUACAUUUUUAACUUAAUAAAUAUACAUUCCACAGUGUGA